Molecule: messenger RNA, 904 nt
Organism: Andrographis paniculata
Lineage: Eukaryota; Viridiplantae; Streptophyta; Magnoliopsida; Lamiales; Acanthaceae
Product: protein SMALL AUXIN UP-REGULATED RNA 12-like
Exons: 1
Coding region: 196-519 (107 amino acids)
Biological process (GO): response to auxin
Source: RefSeq, a predicted model, not a curated record
CCUCUUCGCAUCCCCCUCACCACAAUUUCUUCCCACUUGCAGCCUGCCUUCAUAUUCAUAGCAUAGCUGAGCUGAGUUGCUUGCAUGCUUUCUUUCUGCAAAAUCUAGUUACCAAUCCUGCCUCGACACACACUUUUUUUGUUUGUUUGAUUCUGUUUUUUGUUUUUGAAAGCCACCAUCAUCAUAUAUAACAAUAUGGCCAUCAAGAAAUCGAACAAAUUGCCACAAGCAGCAGCUUUGAAGCAAAUCCUGAAAAGGUGCUCCAGUUUGGGCAGGAAACAUGGGUACGAUGAUGCAGAGGAAAAUGGGCUGCCGGAGGAUGUCCCAAAAGGGCACUUUGCAGUUUAUGUGGGUGAAAAUCGAAGCAGAUACAUUGUGCCUAUUUCUUUCUUGACUCACCCAGAAUUUCAGUCUCUGCUCAACAGAGCUGAAGAGGAGUUUGGAUUUGAUCAUGAGAUGGGCCUCACUCUUCCCUGCGAAGAAGUCGUUUUCCGAUCCCUAACUUCCAUGCUCAGAUAAUAAAUCCUAUUAUCCUAUUAUUAUUAUUAUUUAUUCUAAACUAACCCCCGUAACAAUUAAGGGUGGGUUAUUUAAUUUUCUAGCUAAUUUUGGAGGAAGAAGAUCGAUGAUCAGGAUGGAAUGCAGCUUUGCUACUGCUGUUGCUGCUUUUUGUCUUUUUUUAAACAUCUUUCUUCACUCAUGGAAGAUCUAUAUAUAUAUAUAUAUAUUUGUAGUCUCUAACCCAUGACCCAUGAAUAUUAAUUAAUGUUUUCUGGGUUGGAUCUGAUUUGUAAAAACAGCCUGUAAAUUUUCCUCACAGUGGUGUUUCCAUGCACCCUGAGAGAGAAUCGUUUCGUCAAUAUUAUUCAUUCUAUGUUCAAUCAGUACUCUUUGCUUUUCUAUA